Molecule: messenger RNA, 3477 nt
Organism: Myotis daubentonii (Daubenton's bat)
Lineage: Eukaryota; Metazoa; Chordata; Mammalia; Chiroptera; Vespertilionidae
Product: leukocyte immunoglobulin-like receptor subfamily B member 3
Exons: 13
Coding region: 432-2747 (771 amino acids)
Biological process (GO): cytokine-mediated signaling pathway; immune response-regulating signaling pathway
Cellular component (GO): plasma membrane
Molecular function (GO): inhibitory MHC class I receptor activity
Source: RefSeq, a predicted model, not a curated record
CACUGACGGGAGGAAGGACUCAGAGGCGAGUUCCCACCCUGAUGGGGUGGAUGCUGUUGCAAGAAAGGGGAGUGACCAGGCGCUGGGAUAGGAAGAGAACCACACUCUGGGGCCAGAGGGGGAGACCUGUUUCCUUCCCUUAUUUCCCUGCAUUUCCCUCUGUGCUCAUUGUCACAGGGACAUCGUCCUGAGCUGCACAGUUGGAGUGUGAGUGUGUCCCUGCUGAUCUGAGCUCUGAAGUCCACAGAGAACCACAUCUUCCUGAAGCGUCUCCAUGGCCCAGGUGGCACUGUCCAUGGCUGCUGAUGUGACAACCCUCUGACGGGGAGGAUCAGCCUCCAAGUGACCACCACCUGUGUAUCUGUCUGUCCAUUCUGCUGGCCCCGGGGCCUCCUCCAUCUGCUCAGCUGAGGCCACAGGGAGAAGAUGCUAUGACUCCCACCCUCAGGGUCCUGCUCUGCCUCGGGCUGAGUGUGGGCCUCAGGACCCCAGUGCAGGCAGGGCCCCUCCCCAAGCCCACCCUCCGGGCUGAGCCAGACCCUCUGAUCCCUCAGGGGAGCCCCGUGACCAUCACCUGUCAGGGGACCCCAGGGGCUGAGAAGUACCGUCUAGAUAAAGAGAGAAACCAAGCACCAUGGAAAACACAGAAUCCACAGGAGCCUGGGGACAAGGCCAGCUUCUCCAUCACACACAUGACACAGCAUUAUGCAGGGAUAUAUCGCUGUCUCUACCACAGCCCCGCUGGCAGGUCAGAGCCCAGUGACCCCCUGGAGCUGGUGGUGACAGGAUCCUACAACAAACCCAGGCUCUCAGCCCUGCCCAGCCCUGUGGUGACCUCAGGAGGUAACAUGACCCUCAGGUGUGGCUCAGGGCAGCAAUUUGGCAGGUACAUUCUGACUAAGGAAGGAGAUCACAGGCUCUCCUGGACCCUGGACUCACAGCCACAGCCCAGUGGGCAGUCCCAGGCCCUGUUCCCUGUGGGCCCCGUGACCCGCAGCACCAAGUGGAUUUUCAGAUGCUAUGGCUGCUACAGGAACAGCCCCCAGGUGUGCUCACACCCCAGUGAUGCCCUGGAGCUCCUGGUCUCAGGAGACGUCCCCAAACCCUCCAUCUGGGCUGACCCAGGCCCCAUCAUCACCAAGGGGAGCCCCGUGACCAUCUGGUGUCAGGGGUCUCUGCAGGCUAGUGCCUACGUUCUGUAUGAAGAGAGGGGCUCUAACCCCUUGGUAAUAAGGAUCCCACAGAACUCCAGCAACAAGGCCGGUUUCCUAAUUAAAGCCAUCACCAAGCCCCACGCAGGCCUGUACCAGUGUGCAUAUUACACCACUGGGGACAUACUCUCAGAACCAAGUGACCCCCUGCUCCUGGUGGUGACAGGAGUGGGCCAUGCACCCUCCCUCUCAGCCCAGCCAAGCCCUGUGGUGGCCUCAGGAGAGAAUGUGUCCCUCUCCUGUAGCUCUAACCUCACAUCGGGCCCUUUCCAUCUGCUGAAGGAGGGAGGGGCUGACCCACCCCGACACAUGGAAGCAGAACCCAGGGCCUAUGAUGGGAGAUGGAGGGCCAUCUUCCCUCUGGGCCCUGUGAGCCCCUCCCAUGGAGGGACCUACAGAUGUUAUGGUUCUUCCAGCGACUACCCCAACGCGUGGUCACAGCCCAGUGCCCCUCUGCACAUCGACAUCACAGGUGUGCACAGGGAGCCCGCCCUCUCGGCCCAGCCAGGCUCGCUGGUGCUGCCUGGACACAGCCUGACCCUCCAGUGCCACGCGGAGGCCGGCUUUGACACAUUCGCUCUGACCAAGGACGAGGGGCUCACACACCCCCAGCGCCUCCAUGGGCAGCACAGCCCCCACUUCCCCCUGGGCCACGUGAACCGCACCCACGGGGGCCGGUACAGAUGCUACAGUGGACACAGCCUCUCCUCUGUGUGGUCGGCCCCCAGCGCCCCCCUGGACAUCCUGGUGGCAGGAAUGUACAGGAAACCCUCCCUCUCAGCCCAGCCGGGACCCUCAGUGCCCAGGGGAGCGACCGUGACCCUGCAGUGUGGCUCUGAGAUCUGGUUUGACACCUUCCACCUGCACAGGGAGGGGUCACUGGACCCUCCCCAGCACCUUCGUCUGCAGAACACGUCUGCACCCUCUCAGGCCAACUUCACCCUCAGUCCUGUGACCUCAGGCCACCAGGGGACCUACAGGUGCUAUGGCUCAAACAGCACCUCCCCCUACCUGUUGUCACAGCCCAGUGACCCCCUGGAGCUGGUGGUCUCAGGUCUCGAAUGGAACCUGAUCAUCCUGAUCGGGGUCUCGGUGGCCCUCGUCCUGCUGCUCUCCCUCCUUCUCUUCCUCUUCCUCCGCUUCAGGCAUCAGAGCAAAGGCAGCACAUCGGCAGAUGCUGCCAUGAAGGACCCGCAGCCUGGGGAGAGCAUGGAGCUGGACCCUCAGCAGAACAGGCAGGAUGAAGACCCCCAGGGAGUGACAUAUGCGCAGGUGAACCACUCAACACCAAGACCCAGGCAGGGAAUGGCCACCUCUCCUUCCUCUAAAUCGGAGGAAUUGCUGGACACAAAGGGCAGACAAGCAGAAGAGGACAGACAGAUGGACAGUCAGGCUGCACCUGAUGCCCCCCAGGAUGUGACCUACGCCCAGCUGAACCUCUUGGCCCUUAGGCGGCAGACAAGUGCACCCCCAUCCUCCCCAUCAGAGGAGCCCCCAGAAGAGCCCAGCUUGUACGCUGCUCUAGCCACCCACUAGCCCAGGAAGGACCCAGACCCCACGCUCCAGGGAGGGGGCCUGCAGGGACCCUAGAAGGUAUGGGAACUUAACCCAGGGACACUCAGCUAAUGACCUCAGCCAGCCUGGAGACCAAAUGUGCUCUCCGCAGCUCCUGGGACCCUCUGGAAGUCACUUGGUUCUAUAAGCAAUAUGCCUACAUUUUGGAAUCAAAGCAAGACUUCUCAAUAAUCAAUGUGUGGAUUUAGAACAAAACAGAAGUGAGAGAAUGCUUUAAAUAAAUGAAAAUGUAAAUAUCAUACAUCAAACCUAUGAAAUGGAACAUAGAAACAACGUAAAUGUCCUUGAACUGAUAAUGGGAUAAAGAUGUGGUUACUAUACAAACAGGAUAUUUCUCGACCCUAAAACAUCAAAUACUGCCAUUUGCCACAACAUGGGUGGAUCUGCAGAGUAUCAUGCUAAGUGAACAAAGCAGAAAGAAAAGGACAAGAAUGGUAUGAUUUCACUCAUGUGGGUGAAAUAUGAACCUGAACUGUCAUGUAUGUUAAAUACAUUGAAUCUAUAAUUAAAAACUUUCCUGCAGCUCUAACUUGUUUGGCUCAGUGGAUAGAGCAUAUGCCUGCAGACUGAAGGUUCCUGGGUUCGAUUCCAGUCCAGGGCACGUGCCUGGGUUGUGGGCGUGAUCUCGAGUGGGAAGCCUGCAGCAGGCAGUUGAUCAGUGAUUCUCUCUCAUCAUUGAUUUCUCUCUCUC